This is a messenger RNA of Penicillium malachiteum, 2670 nucleotides long. RefSeq lists its product as uncharacterized. The transcript has 8 exons. Gene Ontology annotation, cellular component: PCNA complex. Gene Ontology annotation, biological process: translesion synthesis; regulation of DNA replication; mismatch repair. The record is from RefSeq and is a predicted model, not a curated record. Lineage: Eukaryota; Fungi; Ascomycota; Eurotiomycetes; Eurotiales; Aspergillaceae. Bases 1 to 2670 code for a protein of 889 amino acids. Gene Ontology annotation, molecular function: myosin binding; DNA polymerase processivity factor activity; DNA binding.
AUGGAGGCACUUGUUUAUGAAAAUUCGCCUCUGGCGGACUACCUUCAAGGGGAAGGAGACCCUGAGGAAAGCUGGCCCAUCGAAGAAGCUUAUAGUGAGAAUGACGAAGACGUACCCUCCGCAAACUUUGCCCCGCGAGGUGCUUCCCAAUUUCAAGACCGAGUUCGCAACAAGUUACCAACACCUCUCGACUUGAGCAACACGCGCCAGAGCGCGGUUGUCGGGAAGCUAUACAAUGCCUGCUCGGUACGGCGAGCCCUCGAACGAACCCCCUCCGAUAGCACAUUACUGAUAUCUCUCGUCCAUAUACAGUCUGCCUUGAACGCGCGCAUUGGCCGAGGUGAUAACGAGCGGUUUUUAGAACAAUUCGGAUACGUCAUCGUCGCCUCGCAGCUAUUAAACGAACACAGCGCCCCCUCCUACACAUCCGCCGCAGACGUUGUAUCCGCUUCACAACCAGCAGACCUUCCCUCCUUAUCCACCACAUUCGGAUUACAUGGUGCUAUUGUUACCGCAACUACAUCCUUCUCAAUUGCCUGGUUAUUUCACUGGGGUCGAUCACGGACGGGAUCCGGGUUGAAUCCCAGAAGAGCAGGAAUUCUCUUGAUUGUCAUUCCCCUGCUUGGACUGGUGUUCUAUGCCUUCGCGAAACGACAAUGGCUUAAAUAUUUACGUCACCAGGCGGUGGAUGCCGCCGGUACUUUUAUUCAGAAUGCCCAGAGGUUUGAUUCGGCUGCUUCGGCUUCGGUGGUCUUUAUACAAGAGGUUGAGCUGGUUUCCAGGGGUUACCGGAUAAGUACGCCACUACCUCCAAUCAGUCGACUGGAGGAUCAGGUACAGACGCGUCGUUGUUUGCGACUCCGCAGAACAGUAUCGGAGUGUUUCUGUUCGAUGCUCGAACGAUACGUCUCAUCGCAAAACACGCUGCGACCUCUCACCGACGAGGCCAAUCUAGAGAAGUACUACGAUAUUUACGACAUUUCCCUUGACGAUCUGGAAAAUAUUGAGUUGACAUUGUCUCAACGAAGUAUGGAUGACCAGUAUUCUCUGCGCUCCCUACGAGACUUGUUUGGAAAACUCUAUACUGCGAGGAAAAGUGUUCUGUGCUGUUUGUUGGCUCUGAGCGCUGAUGGUGGUGGAUCCGACGUCAAGCGAUGGAGCUCUGCGGUAGAGGAGAUGCGAGAGCUUGCUGCCGUCACGGGAAGAAGCAUGACCAAGAUGGCGAAUAUCCUUAAUGAGGAGGAUAGGGAUGUCCCUAUACCCCCCUCUCCCUUGCCAUCUGCUUCCCCAAGUAAGGAUCACUUGCGCGCACAAGUUCGAAGAUUAAAUGCCUUAUCUCAAGGAGUGCGUGCCUUGCAUGCCAAAAUGCACAUCGUCAGCGAGGAGACCAAUGCCAACCUCGAACACCCGAAUCCCGAAUUCGAGUCGACUCUACUAACCCAAUACGAUUCCAUUGGCGGUGAUAUUCGGUCAUUACUUGAGGAAUGGGAAGCUGGCAAAGCUGCCAUUGUCAAUAGCCAAGACCGCCUUACUGCCAUGGAUCACUCACGCCCUUCAAGUACCAUCUUGCCCUUGUCCCCCACCCCUAGCCUCGGGGGUAUAACCGCAGUUGAGGGCAGCCCCACCGACGCUCUCAAAGCCUUGAAUGGUGAGAAUCGACCUGAUCUGGUUCAUAGCUUUGACGACGAGGAAAUCUUUGAGGCAGUUGUACUUCCGGCAGCUCGAAAUAAGCGCGCAUCACUCACCCGGGAUGAGCGCUUGGCACGCGUUCGAGAGGAUCGUGUGCGACAAGCUACCGCUCGAGAGAAAGUAGACGCCAAUACUAGCAUGCUCAAGGAGCUAGAGAUGGUUAUCAAGCAACGACCACGGAAUAACCCUUCCAAACGGGUGACCAUGCUUGAGGCACGAUUGGAGCAGGCUUCCCUUCUGAAGCGGGUUGUCGACGCUAUCAAGGACCUGGUUCAGGACUGCAACUUCGACUGCAAUGACACGGGUAUCGCCCUCCAGGCGAUGGAUAACUCGCACGUUGCUCUUGUUUCUAUGCUUCUCCGCGCCGAGGGCUUCUCUCCUUACCGCUGCGACCGUAACAUCGCCCUCGGUAUUAACUUGACCUCCCUGACCAAGGUCCUGCGGGCCGCCCAGAAUGAAGAUAUCCUCACCCUGAAGGCGGAGGACUCCCCCGAUGCCGUCAACCUGACCUUUGAGAGUGCCGAGACCGACCGUCUUAGCGAAUAUGAUAUCAAGCUCAUGGAUAUUGACCAGGAGCACCUGGCUAUUCCUGACACUGAGUACGCUGCCACCGUUGAGAUGCCCGCCAUGGAAUUCCAGCGUAUUUGCCGCGACCUCAACGCACUCUCCGAGUCUGUUGUCAUUGAGGCCUCCAAGGAUGGUGUCAAGUUCUCCUGCCAGGGUGAUAUCGGUAACGGCUCUGUCACCAUCCGCCAGCACACCAACGUCGACAAGCCCGACCAGAACGUCUCUAUCCAAUUGACCGAACCCGUCGCCCUGACCUUCUCCCUUAAGUACCUUGUCAACUUCUGCAAGGCCUCCAACCUGUCCAGCUCUGUAACCUUGCACCUGUCACAGGAGGUGCCCCUCCUUGUUGAAUACGGACUUGGUAGUGGUCACCUGCGAUUCUACCUUGCUCCUAAGAUUGGUGACGAAGAGUAA